CCUCGCUCCAGUCAUUGAGCUGCUGGCGUCUCCAGCACGCACAUCACUCAGCUCUGCGUCUCCUGAGAACCGGACAAAUUCCACUAAGAUGAUCUCCAAGACACUGAGAAGGGUGGUGAUCGUGGGGAUGCUGGUGGCUGUGAGUAAUCACUCUCAAGGGUCGUGCCAGUUCGACCUGGUGGCGGUGAAGGAGGGUCACCACCACCCCUUGCUGGUGCAGGGGAAGAAGAUGGUUUACCCCGAGCUGGAGGGCAAGACCCGGGUGGUGAGGCUGACGGAGGGAGCCAAGCUCCUGGUGGCCUGUCCCGGGCCCAACAACGCCAUCGCCUUCUCAAACACCAAGGUCACGGAUCUCACCUGCUCCGGCGACCAUCUUAGUGCCGUUGGCAAGGGCAAGCUUCAGAAGGUGACCUGGAAUAAGAUGGGCUGCUUGCGCAUGCCUCGGCCGACGGUGCAGCCCCUGAGGACCAAGUGUGGGAAGGCUGGUGUGGGCUACAGUGUGGGCUGGAGCCUCAAGCCCGAUCUCUUCCUCCAGCAGAUCCUCAUAUGUUUCAACCCUACUCUUGAGGCUACGGAGUUUACUCGCCAUAGUGUGUACGGCAGCCACCUGACGGCCAAGACCCAAGACCCUGGGCGGCCGCCAUUCAAGCACGCAGACAUGUUUACUGCGAACGUAGAGGAGCUGUAUAGCAAGACCAACCAGCGACUGCUGGCUGAGAAGGCGCUGAGGUCCCGGGCCCACCUGACCGUGGAGGGCCAGCAGUUCUUGGCCAAGGGUCACCUGGCUCCUGACGCAGACUUCGUCUACGCCGCCGAGCAAGACGCCACCUACUACCACGCCAACGUCGUUCCUCAGUGGCAGGCCUUCAAUAAUGGCAACUGGAAGCGUCUGGAAUCCGCCAUCCGGGAUUUGGCCAAGGAGCAAAAGACGACGUUAGAAGUGUUUACUGGCACACAUGGCACUCUCCAGCUGCCAGACGUCAACAAUAACCCCGUUGAUCUUUUCCUUGGUCUAGCGGCCGGCAAGAAACUGGUGCCAGUACCAGCACUCAUGUGGAAGGUAAUUCACGACGUCAAAUCACGUCGAGCCGUCGGCAUAGUUGAAGUCAACGACGUCACGGGAGAAGCCUCAGCCAGAAGAAUGACCCUGUCUGAACCACCGUGUCGUGACGUGUGUAACGAGGUCAGCUGGGUCGACUGGGACACGAGCGAUAUCAGCCGGGGCUUGACCUUCUGUUGUCAGGUCAAGGACCUCAAGUCUCUUAUCCCGACCGUCCCUGACUUAAGAAAAGGAUAUCCUUAAACCCUUGGUCGCCUCCGUCUUUCUCUCCCUUGACUUGUGUGUGGGGGCGUUCAUCCCUGGCACAUGUAAGAACGUCGUUGUCAUUCACUGGACGGGAACAUCUUGUAAGUUUCUCGAGGCGCGACCGUCGGCUUGGCUCCAAACGCACUGCCCGUACGCUGCUCCAGGGCAUUCAAGAUUGGUAGACGCAUCAGCUGCUGCCUCUUCUUUGUGUCACUAGUCACGGGCGUCUUCCAGGCCGUUGCAAGUAAAAUUCCCACCUAAAACUAAGAGGCAGCAACAUGCAUCGCCACUGUCUAACUUCUCACAUAAACACGUGAGGUUCCAGCCAAUCAACGACCUUCACCUCUUUCCACGUCACGACCCCUGCCUCCUCCUAUUGGCUAAUGGUAACGUCAUCCAUCUUUCCUCUUGAUCAAAGCGCCUGUCAAUAUGUUUAUUUGUGAUGUGUGUCUAUGUAUAUAUUAACACGUUGUACUGAAUGGGGU
Procambarus clarkii (red swamp crayfish) is the source of this 1791-nucleotide messenger RNA. RefSeq lists its product as uncharacterized. Gene Ontology annotation, cellular component: nucleus; mitochondrial inner membrane. The record is from RefSeq and is a predicted model, not a curated record. Gene Ontology annotation, biological process: apoptotic DNA fragmentation. NCBI's taxonomy places the organism in Eukaryota, Metazoa, Arthropoda, Malacostraca, Decapoda, Cambaridae. Gene Ontology annotation, molecular function: RNA endonuclease activity; metal ion binding; nucleic acid binding.